Knipowitschia caucasica is the source of this 2724-nucleotide messenger RNA. The record is from the annotation of a GenBank genome assembly. Lineage: Eukaryota; Metazoa; Chordata; Actinopteri; Gobiiformes; Gobiidae.
AUGGCCGACCGUGACCGAGGGAGUCAUGUGACCGAGGAAGUCCAAGUUCAUGGCCCCAAAGCUCCGGACAGCAGCAGCACACACACAUACUUAAAUGGUCAGUGUGUUCUGUCCGUGUCCAGCCGCUCUGUUUUCAACCCGGACUUUGACCUGGACUUGUGCCGUCGUCACCUGGAGAUGAACGGCUUCCAGAUUCCGCAGUCGGAGCUGGAGGUGCCUCUGGAGACGGCGCUCGCGGCUCCUUCAGUCAAAAGAUACAUCACCUUUAACUCCUCCAUGUUUCACUUCCUCAUGGCUCCUGUGCUGUACCUGGUGUUGUGGUGUGCGGCCUUCUCCACGCUGCACCUGUACGUCACGGUCACAGAUUACUGGGUGCUCUGUCUCUGUGUGAGCCUCCUCGCCAUCUUCCUCACCAUCGUCAUCAUCUUCAUCCUCCACCGCAGCAACAAAGAGAUGAACAUGAACCUGGACGUGAGGCUGAUCGCGGUGAACGAGGCACUGGUCAAACACAAGCUGCUGGUGGCGGUGGCCGACUGGGUGGAGAACUGCAGGAGCCAUCUACAGCUGUACUUUGUUUACUGGGACAUGUCUCGCUGUUUGAGAGCCGUGACCGACUCUUUAGACCAACACCAAGAUCCUCAAAAUGUUCAGAAGAAGCUGCAGAAGCGGCUGUCCCACCUGGUCCUGGUCACUGACGCCGCUCACGCAGAGACAGAGGACGUGGAGCAGAGCGCAGAGGAGCACAGGCCUCUGCUGCAGGAGGACAGCAGUACCUCCAACGACCACCGGGCGGCGCUCUUCCCCACCUGCCUCAGCCUCGUCCCGGACACAGAGCUGUCUACUCAGAGAGAGUCCAGGACGCAGCUGUGGUCAGGAGCAGACGGACGCAGCUGUGGUCAGGAGCAGACGGACGCAGCUGUGGUCAGGAGCAGACGGACGCAGCUGUGGUGGCGAGCAGGAGCAGACGGACGCAGCUGUGGUCAGGAGCAGACGGACGCAGCUGUGGUCAGGAGCAGACGGACGCAGCUGCUGUGGUCAGGAGCGACGGACGCAGCUGUGGUCAGGGCAGACGGACGCAGCUGUGGUCAGGAGCAGACGACGCAGCUGUGGUCAGGAGCAGACGGACGCAGCUGUGGUCAGGAGCAGACGGACGCAGCUGUGGUCAGGAGCGACGGACGCAGCUGUGGUCAGGAGCGACGGACGCAGCUGUGGUCAGGAGCGAGCAGCUGUGGUCAGGAGCAGACGGACGCAGCUGUGCAGCUGUGGUCAGGAGCAGACGGACGCAGCUGUGGUCAGGAGCAGACGGACGCAGCUGUGGUCAGGAGCAGACGGACGCAGCUGUGGUCAGGAGCGGACGGACGCAGCUGUGGUCAGGAGCGGACGGACGCAGCUGUGGUCAGGAGCGGACGGACGCAGCUGUGGUCAGGAGCGGACGGACGCAGCUGUGGUCAGGAGCAGACGGACGCAGCUGUGGUCAGGAGCAGACGGACGCAGCUGUGGUCAGGAGCAGACGGACGCAGCUGUGGUCAGGAGCAGACGGACGAUGCAGCUGUGGUCAGGAGCAGACGGACGCAGCUGUGGUCAGGAGCAGACGGACGCAGCUGUGGUCAGGAGCAGACGACGCAGCUGUGGUCAGGAGCAGACGGACGCAGCUGUGGUCAGGAGCAGACGGACGCAGCUGUGGUCAGGAGCAGACGGAUGCAGCUGUGGUCAGGAGCAGACGGAUGCAGCUGUGGUCAGGAGCAGACGGACGCGACGCAGCUGUGGUCAGGAGCAGACGGACGCAGCUGUGGUCAGGAGCAGACGGACGCAGCUGUGGUCAGAGGGCAGACGGACGCAGCUGUGGUCAGGAGCAGACGACGCAGCUGUGGUCAGGAGCAGACGGACGCAGCUGUGGUCAGGAGCAGACGGACGCAGCUGUGGUCAGGAGCAGACGGACGCAGCUGUGGUCAGGAGCGCGAGCAGUGUGUCAGGACGACGACGCAGCUGUGGUCAGGAGCAGGAGCAGGACGGACGCAGCUGUGGUCAGGAGCAGACGGACGCAGCUGUGGUCAGGAGCAGACGGACGCAGCUGUGGUCAGGAGCAGGAGCAGCUGUGGUCGAGCGACGGCAGCUGUGGUCAGAGCAGACGACGCAGCUGUGGUCAGGAGCAGACGGACGCAGCUGUGGUCAGGAGCAGACGGACGCAGCUGUGGUCAGGAGCAGACUGGCAGCUGUGGUCAGGAGCAGACGGACGCAGCUGUGGUCAGGAGCAGACGGAUGCAGCUGUGGUCAGGAGCAGACGGACGCAGCUGUGGUCAGGAGCAGACGGAUGCAGCUGUGGUCAGGAGCAGACGGAUGCAGCUGUGGUCAGGAGCAGACGGACGCAGCUGUGGUCAGGAGCAGACGGACGCAGCUGUGGUCAGGAGCAGACUGACGCAGCUGUGGUCAGGAGCAGACGGACGCAGCUGUGGUCAGGAGCAGACGGACGCAGCUGUGGUCAGGAGCAGACGGAUGCAGCUGUGGUCAGGAGCAGACGGACGCAGCUGUGGUCAGGAGCAGACGGAUGCAGCUGUGGACCAGUCGCACCAGUUGCUGCUGACGUACUCGGCCUUGUACGUCAAACUCCUGGUGUCAGAGCAGCUCUCGGGACCGUCCCAUUACAGGAUGCGGCCGCGGAGGAACCACUGCUCCACCGCCUCGCUCUGUCUGUGCCAAUACAUCCGCACCAAGAUCCUACGGUAG